AUGCAUUUCAUCCGUGACGCUUUCACACUACCGACCUGGAUUUUCCUCGGUGCCCUCCUGCAAUCUACACUCUUGCUGCUUCUUCCCACGCACGUCGCCAUUCUACCCGUUAUCAUCUACUUCAUCGUCCGCUUCAUCGACAGCGUUCUCAUCUGGCACGGCAUGCGGCCAAACCCACACAUGUCUGGCGUAGUCCCCGGAAAAACCACCGCGCAGUUCCCUGGCAGCACAACGCCAUCGCAAAAUCCAAUCGUCGUCAUUAAGCUCGCGGCCCGCAGCAACCAUCCGCUCGGCAUUUUCCAUCCACACAUGCGAACCAUUAGCUCCUUUUUUAAUCGCAUGGUGAAGGAUCUCGACGACAACAGCGAACGGUAUGACUUCCUCGGCGCCAGUAGCUACAUGGCGAACGAGCGUGCGACAGCCAACGAGGUCAUGAUCUUGGCAUACUUUCGCACGUACGAGGGCUUGCAUGCAUUUGCUCAUACAGAAGGUGGUGUGCAUCGCGAGGCUUGGAGCUAUUGGAAUACCGAGGUUAUGGCCAAGGGGAAGACCGAAGAGAGCCGUAUGUUCGGCAUCAUGCAUGAAGUCUACCAAGUUCCCGUCGGAAAGUGGGAAAACAUCUAUGUGAACUAUCAUCCCAGUGGACUAGGCGCGACGACUCAUAAAGUAAAUGUGCAUGGCCAGGAGAAGUGGGCCAGUCCGUUAGUUGAUGCGAGGAAGGGGCUGUUGAGGAGCAGCAAGGGACGGAUGGCAGUAAGCACAGGGGGUGACAAUGAGAUUUACGGGGAUGACCCGUAUGCGAAUGAAAACGCUUGA
Molecule: messenger RNA, 816 nt
Organism: Penicillium cinerascens
Lineage: Eukaryota; Fungi; Ascomycota; Eurotiomycetes; Eurotiales; Aspergillaceae
Exons: 2
Coding region: 1-816 (271 amino acids)
Source: RefSeq, a predicted model, not a curated record